This is a messenger RNA of Phytophthora nicotianae INRA-310, 393 nucleotides long. RefSeq lists its product as hypothetical. The record is from RefSeq and is a predicted model, not a curated record. NCBI's taxonomy places the organism in Eukaryota, Oomycota, Peronosporomycetes, Peronosporales, Peronosporaceae. The coding region runs from base 1 to 393 and encodes 130 amino acids. The transcript has a single exon.
AUGCGACAGCAAACUCGCCCGCAACUGGACCCGGUGCCGUGUACCACCUCUCACGCACGCGGCCAAAGGUCCGAAGAACGUCGCGAACGUCGUCGACAGCAUUACGAUCAAUGGAGAGCAAGGAACGCAGCCUGUAGUAACCACCAGCCGCUUAGCAGAAGGCUCACUGCGCCCUGGACUCACGCAAAUCACGAUGAACGGAGGCCGAUACACAUUUGCCAAUACCGUUAUCAAGAUCAGGACAAAAUACCACGCAUUCACAGCCCGGCUUUCUCUAUGCCAGACCUGACUCAUACGUGGAGCUGGAAUACUAAUUUUUGUCCAAGGCAUUGGAGCAUGAAGUGGCGAGCGAGUAGGAGUACAAGACACUUUAGAGCAGCUCGAAUUGCAUGA